CGGCGCGGUCAGCGGCGGCGCUGAGAAGAGCGGCUGCCGCCAUGAUAGAACAGCAGAAGCGCAAGGGCCCGGAGUUGCCGCUGGUCCCAGUCAAACGGCAGCGGCAUGAGUUACUGUUGGGAGCGGCGGGGUCGGGCCCCGGAGCCGGGCAGCAGCAGACGGCGCCGGGAGCUUUGCUGCAAGCGGGACCUCCCCGCUGUUCCUCCCUUCAAGCCCCAAUCAUGCUUCUCUCCGGACACGAAGGGGAAGUGUACUGCUGCAAGUUCCAUCCCAGUGGAUCCACCUUAGCAUCUGCGGGAUUUGAUCGACUGAUACUGCUGUGGAAUGUGUAUGGUGACUGUGAUAACUACGCCACGCUGAAGGGGCACAGCGGGGCGGUGAUGGAGCUGCAUUACAACACCGAUGGCAGCAUGCUCUUCUCCGCAUCCACAGAUAAAACUGUGGCAGUGUGGGAUAGUGAGACAGGUGAGAGGGUUAAAAGGCUGAAAGGACAUACUUCCUUUGUGAAUUCCUGUUACCCAGCCAGGAGGGGCCCCCAGCUUGUCUGCACGGGCAGUGAUGAUGGUACAGUUAAGCUUUGGGACAUCCGGAAGAAAGCAGCUGUGCAGACAUUUCAGAACACCUACCAGGUGUUAGCUGUGACCUUCAAUGACACAAGUGAUCAGAUUAUUUCGGGUGGAAUAGACAAUGAUAUCAAGGUCUGGGACUUGCGCCAAAACAAGCUGACCUACACCAUGAGAGGCCACGCAGACUCAGUGACGGGCCUCAGCUUAAGUUCUGAAGGCUCUUACCUCUUGUCCAAUGCAAUGGAUAAUACAGUGCGGGUCUGGGAUGUCCGGCCAUUUGCUCCCAAAGAGAGGUGUGUGAAGAUAUUUCAAGGAAAUGUGCACAACUUUGAAAAGAAUCUUCUGAGAUGUUCUUGGUCACCUGACGGAAGCAAGAUAGCAGCUGGUUCCGCGGACAGGUUUGUGUAUGUGUGGGACACCACGAGCAGGAGGAUUCUGUACAAGCUGCCUGGACACGCCGGCUCCAUCAAUGAAGUGGCUUUCCACCCCGAUGAACCCAUUAUUCUGUCAGCGUCCAGUGACAAGAGACUGUAUAUGGGGGAGAUUCAGUGAAGACGCGGAACAGAAGUCUCCACGGCUGCUUGACCUUGAGACCUCACCCUGCAGAAGUGGCAUCAGACGGUGCCCGGACCAGCCUCCUCCCCUCUGACGAGAUCAUUAAUAGCAAAGGCCAGGAGGAGGCGACCCCAUCCCAACAGCCGCGGUCUCCCAUUCCCCCAGGACGAUGAAGGCAAGCUCACAGUGGCCUCCAAACCACCUGCCACAUUUCAGGGACUGUUUGGUUCUUUCCUCUUUUUUUUUUUUUUUUAAAUAAGAUUUCUUCAAAGAGACAGACAUAGAUUGGUUUGUAGUUUCCUGUUUUCUAAUCCAGGCCGAAGACAGGGAAUGUGGCUGAACUUUGUUGGGAUUUUCUUUUUUAAUUCAAUAACUGGCUUGUAUGAUAUUUUCUUUCUGUGUUUCUCUGAGUCAUUUUGUAUUAAAAACCAAAUAGAUGCCUUUUUACAAGAGC
This is a messenger RNA of Suricata suricatta (meerkat), 1575 nucleotides long. It is a transcript of the gene SNRNP40, whose product is annotated as small nuclear ribonucleoprotein U5 subunit 40. Bases 42 to 1118 code for a protein of 358 amino acids. Gene Ontology annotation, molecular function: protein binding; RNA binding. Gene Ontology annotation, cellular component: catalytic step 2 spliceosome. NCBI's taxonomy places the organism in Eukaryota, Metazoa, Chordata, Mammalia, Carnivora, Herpestidae. The record is from RefSeq and is a predicted model, not a curated record. The transcript is spliced from 10 exons.